Owenia fusiformis is the source of this 2279-nucleotide messenger RNA. The record is from the annotation of a GenBank genome assembly. NCBI's taxonomy places the organism in Eukaryota, Metazoa, Annelida, Polychaeta, Sabellida, Oweniidae.
CUGCCUAAACAACCAGAUUUACCAAGCGCAAAGAUAACAUUACAUUUUACAAGUAUCUGUAUAUAAUAAAACUGAUAUACAUGUACAUGAAAGGAAAUAAUGCAAAGGACAACAUACACUAAUCCAAUCUAAAAAGGUGAAUAGACAAGGAUUUUAAUACCAGUAUAACCAAUACAUACAAUAUGUAGGAAUAUACAAUAUAAAAUAUAUCUAAAAUUGGAUACAUACUAUAACAAUGGCAUAUUUAGGAGACUUCAAAACCUGGUGUUUAACACAAGGCUUAAAUGACAACACGUUGCAGAUACUGUUAGAUAAAGGUUUCACAAACAUAAACACAUUGAGGCUUGUAACACAGCCUCUUCUUGACACUGAACUAAAGAUUGAACCCCUUGGACAGCAUCUACUACUGAAGGAGGCUAUUCGGAAGCUCUGGUUGACAUCAGCACAUGGAGGGGCUGGAGGAACACCUAUAGGUGGCAGUACUGUCCCUGGGCAAUCAUACAAUGACCCUCCGCCAGCAUAUAAUACACUUGCACUAGCGUUUAACACUAUCAAAAUUGUAAACAUGGCACCAGGAACAGGUGAAUCAUUUCCAAUGGAAACAUUUAGCACAUCUAAAAAUGCCCAACCUCCACUGCCUGGUGUGCAUCCUCUACCAACAAGCAUGGCUGCUUCACAAGCACAAUCAAGUCUUCACCAGCACAAUCAAUCACAAGGCAACCAAUCACUACACAAGGACAAUCAACUGGUACACCAAUACAGACCCCACAAUCAGCUGCGAAAAAAGCAAAUUCCAAAACCUAAGAAUACUGCCAAAGUUGUGCAUGCCCAGGCAACCAUAGAGGAUAAGAUCGCAGUAGCCACAGAACAACACCCACAAAAACACUCAAAAACACAACUAACUGAAGGGGCGACCCCAGCAGCAACUCAUGCUGCUGAAUUCGUGCACACUCAUACAACCAUAGAGGAUAAGAUCACAGUAGCAACAGAGCAACACCCACAAAAACAACCAAAACAGAAACCACAAAUUUCUUAUAAUAAUCCAUACAUUAAAGGAAUGACUGAUCUAACCUGGUUGUCAAUCUUGUUUUGUUUUGCUUUGCUUGGAACAAGUAUAGCAGCAGCGAUUUAUAAAACUUCAACAUGGAAGUAUUUCAAUGGAGCCUGGAGCUUUAUUUUAAUCGUAUUUGCUAUUAUUAAUGAAUGUAAAAUCAAAGACAGUCUACAAGACACUCGAGCAGGAAAUAAAGUUGUCGCGAGAUAUUUCAAGAUUAUGAGUGUCUUUCUUCAUCUGACGCUUCCAAUUUGCUUGGCUAUGAUGGCAAUGGCUGCUUAUGGAAUGUACAUUGAUCGAGAAAUACACAUCUAUGGAAAACCUUGUGAUCAUCACAUUAUAACAAUAAUGUUAGAACUAAAAUGUGAACAUAAUGCCACAAGUGAUACAACACACGCAUAUAUCGUAGGAUGGAAUACUCUUCAAGCAAUACAUACCGCCAAUAUAGUACUAGCUUAUGUUGUAUUUGUUAUAGUCAUAUGGGCACUUUAUGCAAGGUAUGACUUUGUCAAUGGUAGACCACCAAUCACUUUCACAGAUGAUAAAGAAAGGAGAUUCAUCAAAACGAGCUUUUUGUUUAAACUCACUCCUAUAUCUUUUCCAUUUUUAUCCAUCAUUGAGGUGAUAUUCAAGACUUCAAUGUGGCAACUCUUUCUUCCAGCAAUUUCCGGUUGUAUCCUUCUCAUCUCUGGAUUCCAUGCACAUAAUUUACAUUUUCUACCAGAGGGUGUACAGAAAAAGAAGCGAUGUAAACGCCAAAUUGUUUUGUUAAUUUUUUCCAUGCUUGCCUGCAUAGCAAUGGUAUGUGUUCAUGUGAGUGGUUUGUUUCUAGAUAAUGACAUUCAUGAAUAUGGGAUCUCUUGUGAUGAGGACUAUAUUAGAUAUUUUGAUUAUACAUGUGAACUUGAAAAGACUGCUGAUGGAUCUGACUUCAUAACACAUGCUUAUCUAAGUCAUGAGAAUCUAAAUUAUAAACAAGUGAUCCAUUUAUGUAUUGUGGUUUUAGGAGGACUACACAUUAUGUGUCUCUUUUAUGCAGUCAAUGCAGGUGUUUCAUUUUGGAAGAAAAAUGAAGCAAAAUUCAAUCUAAAGGAGAGUGAACAAAUAUGAGGUCCAAGGGUGUAGCCAGGUUUCAGUCAGGGGGGGUGCGAUUAUGGCAUAAACAAGCCAAAAUUUUAAGAUUUAUCUUGAAUUUUACAAAAUUUGAUGCAACUUCCUUCAAAGU